GCAGGAACCCCCACACCCAUUACCCACCAUGCAUGGCAGACAGUUGGUUUGGUCAUCAACUUUUCUGAUCUACCUCAACAGCUGUAAGUCUAAACUUGCAGCCCCUCUCUUGUGCAGCAAGUAGGGAGAAGGGGAAUAGAAAGUAGGGCAGAGCAGUCUGGCCCCUUUCCUUCGAACCACAGGCACAGAUUUGCGACAGGAGAGAGAAGACACUAGACCAGAAACGAGAAGAUUUUGCUGCAGUCAGUGAAGAAAGACAUCCAUUGGACAGACACCAGUGUGUCCAUAUUGCAGAAACUCAUAAUUUUAUAGAUCUUAUCUCUUAAUAUCAGGGGAGGAAUAUUCUCUGAAAAGAAGUCUCGACACCUGGAAACAUGCAUAAGCGCACCAAGAUAAAGAUCGCCAUCUUUGUGCUGAUGGUGGGUAUGGCUUGCAUGUUCACAGCGGUGGUGACGGACCACUGGGCAGUGCUAAGCCCGAAGGUAGAUAAACUCAACGACACCUGUGAGGCGGCCCAUUUCGGCCUAUGGAGGCUGUGCAAGAAGCAGAUUUACAUCAGCUCAGAGAACUACGACGAGAAGCAUGGCUGCGGACCUAUCAGCCUGCCUGGAGAGGAAAACUGCACAUACUUCAGACAUUUCACACCAGGCCAGGAUGCUGAGAUAUUUGAAUAUAAAACACAAAAAGAGUACAACAUCUCAGCUGCAGCCAUCUCCAUCUUCAGUCUGGCCUUCAUGAUCCUGGGCUCUCUGUGUUUGCUUGGAUCAUGUACUGGUAAAGGAAAAGGGAGAGACUACCUCCUCAAACCUGCUGGCAUGUUCUUUGCAUUUGCAGGUCUCUGUGCCUUUAUCUCACUGGAGGUAAUGCGUCAGUCAGUCAAACGAAUGAUAGAGAGCGAGGACACUAUCUGGAUCGAGUACUACUAUGCCUGGUCCUUCGCUUGUGCCUGCGCCGGCUUUGUGCUCCUCUUCCUCACCGGCUUUGCCCUCUUGAUCCUCUCCAUGCCCCAGAUGCCCAGGAACCCAUGGGAGACGUGCAUGGACGCUGAGCCAGAGCAAGUGGAGUGAUAGCCUUGAUGGGAAAAUGACCUCCCUACAUUCACAGGCCCACGUUAUACUGAUGACAGAUUUGAAGGACAACGAGAAAGAUCCCAGUUUUGCACAACUGUCUUCCUCCUGAGAUAUUUGUCUCCUCUUUAUGCUGCAUUAUCAUCCACCACUUGAACUGCUCAAAUCUGGGUCAAAUCUUCGUCAGCGUCUGCUUGUGUUACCCACUUUCCUCGACUCUGUGCAGAUCAUCCUUAAUUGAAAAAUGAAGCCUUUGCCCCUCACUUAAUCAACCCUUACGUGUGCAACAUUUCUUGUAUUUUCCCACAGAGGGCCCUUUUAAAGCUUACAGAAACAUUUCCAAGCUUGGAAUGAAGAAUUAGUGUGGGAGAUCAGAUCCUAGUUCACAUUAAUACCAGGUGGAAACAGGGCCGGGUGCUGCAUUUUCACCCAAUCACUCUCCAGAGCCUCCUUAGACUGGACUCAUGUUGGACACCAGUGCUCAAAUUUAAGAGCCCAUGGGUCUAAGUUUUGGCUUCUUUUAACCAUGCACUUCAUAGUCCAACAAACAUGAAGGUUUGAAGCUGAUUUGCAUUUUGAGUAUAAAGUGCAUACGGCCCUGUCUCCCACACAGGGCCACUUUAUUUGAUUUUCACUGCUGUUUAUGUAUGAUAUCUUGUACAUAUCUAAUGUUUGUCUGUUGAUUUUUGUAAGGCAAUACUAAAGGAGUUUUUAAAAAGUAAAGUAAGGAAAGCAACAUGUAAUAAAAUGCUAAGUUGUACAUUUUCAAGCUUUAUGAAACAAACUUUAAAGGUACAGACUGUCUCAUUUCAGUAAGUACUUCAUGAAUAAAUGACUGGUUUUAAGCAAAGCAGCAAAACAGAGCAGGUUUGUAAGUGUGUUUGUGCGAGUGUGUAUGUUUGUGUGUGACAAGCUGAAUGCUAAACACCCACUCAGUCUGCAGCACUCAUCAUGCUGGAUAAGGUUCAGUUCUAGCAGGUGCACAGACAAGGCCUUUUACUUUUAGUUUACAAAACCAAACUGAGAGACAAAAUUCUCUUUUCUUUUUCACAGGUCUUCAACUGAUAAUUUAUUGAAGUAUCAUCGUGUGUUAAGCCUUUUAAUUGUUCAGAAUAAAACCCUGUGUGCAUGCAUGAUCUGUUAACGCAGCCUUUAAAAUAAAAUAAAAUAAAGCACUCACAGCCAUCAGUUCAGCUGUCAAUGGCUUUUAAUUCUAAUGUAAAAGAUGAUGAAACAUAAUGCUUUGUUUGACAGUCAAAUGAUGACAGCUCAGUACUGUUAUCCGACCCAAUGUUUAGUUAAGCAGUGCUGCACAUUAAGUGGACUAUGUGUUCAUUUCAGCUGUCAGUGAAAGCUGAUUUUGAGCUGCAGUGGACAUAAAAACAGUUUUCACCUUUUCAUUUUUUUUUUUUUUUUUUUAAUGAGCGAAAUCAUUAGUGUUGCAAGCUGCUUUUGCCUAAUUUUGCAGAAGUUUAUAUGAUUUUUUUGAAGGGCUUUGCAUUAUUAAAAAUGUUGACUGUUGCUCACUACUGGUGUCAUGGCAAGCUGUUUUUUCUAGCAAAACUUUCUUUUUGCUAAACCUGCUGAUGUUUGUAAGAGCUGUUACCAGAUAUGAGGGCAAGAGUUUUUCCAGUGCAUUUCUUUUGACUUCAAAUUUUUGUCUGUGACUUUUCUCAUUCUGUAUGUUUGACAAAGAAACAAGGUAUUCAGGAAACUGAAAAAGGUUUGUGGUUUUUGAGUGCAUCUACAUUGUGUUUGUUUUAUGCUUUUACUUUGUAAUGACUAUUAAAUCUUGAUAAGCUUUGUGAAAA
This is a messenger RNA of Cheilinus undulatus (humphead wrasse), 2878 nucleotides long. Its product is annotated as voltage-dependent calcium channel gamma-1 subunit-like. Gene Ontology annotation, cellular component: membrane; L-type voltage-gated calcium channel complex. The record is from RefSeq and is a predicted model, not a curated record. Gene Ontology annotation, biological process: regulation of calcium ion transmembrane transport via high voltage-gated calcium channel; calcium ion transmembrane transport. Bases 375 to 1067 code for a protein of 230 amino acids. The transcript is spliced from 5 exons. NCBI's taxonomy places the organism in Eukaryota, Metazoa, Chordata, Actinopteri, Labriformes, Labridae. Gene Ontology annotation, molecular function: voltage-gated calcium channel activity; calcium channel regulator activity.